AAAUAGACACUUGUUCUUCUCUCUUCUUUCUUCUAUCUUCUCUCUUUCCCUUUUCCUUUAUAUCAUUCAUUCAUAAAGUAAAGCUAACACAUAAAGCCAUCCCACAAACGAAACAAAAACAUUCUUUCUUGCACUAAGUAUAGAGCAGGUGCAGUCUUGUAGACAAACAAGGUAUUCAUUCACUCAUGGAAGGGAUAGGUCCUAAUUCAUGUCCAAGGCAAGGGUUAGAGAAGAAAGCAAGGCCACAAGAGCAAAUAAAUUGUCCAAGGUGCAAUUCAACCAACACAAAAUUUUGUUAUUACAACAACUACAGUCUCACACAACCAAGAUACUUUUGCAAGACAUGUAGAAGGUAUUGGACUGAAGGAGGAUCUCUAAGAAAUGUUCCUGUUGGAGGUGGUUCAAGGAAGAACAAGAAAGUUCCUUCUUCUUCAUCAUUAGCCACACCUAAUAAUAAUCACUCACCAAAAAUUCCUGACCUAAAUCCACCAACCCUUCAAGUCUCACAUCUUUCAUCUCAAAACCCUAAAAUGCAUGGAGGCCAAGAUCUUAACCUAGCUUUUUCAUCUAUGGAAAACUAUCAUCAUCAUCAUCCUCAUCAUCAUAAUCCUCAUGGUAUGUCAUCAUCAUAUAUUGAGAUGCAUAACAAUAAUGAGUCAUCAUCUUCUUCAGCUCUUGACCUACUUAGGUCUAGCAUGGCAUCUAGAGGCAUAAACCCUUAUGCUAAUAAUAAUAAUAUUUCUUUGAUGCCAAACUCAAAUGCUAUUUACCCUUCUGGAUUUCCCAUGCAAGAAGUUAAACCUAGUCUUGGAUUUUCAAUUGAUGGAAUGAAUGGAAAUAGAUCAUAUGACCAUCAUGUUCAAGUUCAAGAAGGUGGCGGCGGCGAUGGUGGUGGUGGAAGACUUUUGUUCCCUUUUGGAGAGGUUAAUAAACAGAUUCCUACAAGUGGUGUUGAAGUGGAACAUAAUAAAGAUCAACAAGGAAAUUCAACUGGAUAUUGGAAUGGAAUGAUUGGUGAAGGAUCAUGGUAAUUAUGAAGAGAAGAUGAAGAAGUUGAAGGCCAAGAAAAGUGAGAUCAUAAACAUCAUGCAUUAUCUUUAUUUCUCUAUUUUUUUCUCCUUUAAGGAUAUCAUUUGUCUUGAGUUGUUCAAAACUAACAAUAGAAUCAAUGAGCAUGCACUACUCAAAAAAUCGAAUUAGCGACGAAAAAUUAAAGACAAGAAAAUAUAGAAUCUGUCUCUAAUUUUAUCUUAAAUAUUAUUUAAGACGCUAAAAUUAGAGAUCGAUUUAUAUAUUUUUUGUCUCUAAUAUUUCGACCUAAAAUUUAUUUUCUUUAGUAGUGAUUAUUUUACUUUGUUUUGUAUACAAUUAAUGCCUUUGGUAUUAAUUUGAGUAAUGUGAGGAUUGUUUUCAUAUAUGUAGAGGGAUAGAAGAAUAGGUGAAUAUUGGACCUUGUUUAUGUCCAUGGCAUGCAUGCAACCUGUAUUCAUGAAUUCUUCUUUAAGAAGUAGAUUGGUUUGAUUUGUAA
This is a messenger RNA of Vicia villosa (hairy vetch), 1528 nucleotides long. Its product is annotated as dof zinc finger protein DOF2.5-like. The transcript has 2 exons. The coding region runs from base 186 to 1031 and encodes 281 amino acids. Gene Ontology annotation, molecular function: DNA binding; DNA-binding transcription factor activity. The record is from RefSeq and is a predicted model, not a curated record. NCBI's taxonomy places the organism in Eukaryota, Viridiplantae, Streptophyta, Magnoliopsida, Fabales, Fabaceae. Gene Ontology annotation, biological process: regulation of DNA-templated transcription.